AAAAACUGACUUGAACUUUUCACGUCUUCUAUAGCAUCGGUUUGAAAUAUCGUCAGCAUUCUGGCCUCAUACUCACCUGCUGCUGAAUCAGAGAUGCAUUCUGUACUGCUAAUGACGAUGCUAGCGUUGUAUGGACUGCCGAUGUUCUCCUAUGCUGUUCCUGUUUAUGGAAUCUUGGGCCAAUCUCUGAAUCUGAUGUUCACACCAACUACCGCACGAGAUGUGGAAUUUUACAAAGGAUCAAACUUAAUCUACAGAAUGUUUAACCUCACCAUAACACACUGUGAGCACUCCAUUGAAAAGCGUUGGAAGUUUGACAUUGUGAAUGGAAAGAUUAGCAUCAAAGUUACAAACAGGCAUGACACAGGCACAUACCAAAUAACGCCGUCAGGAGGUAAAAGUGAAAAAAUUGAAGUGAUCAUCCAAGCUGCCUUGUCCCCGCCCACGCUUACCCCCCUUUGCCACAGAGGAGAGAGGAGGGUGGUCUGCUCCACCAAGGGAGACAGCCCUCAGUACAGCUGGUCUCUGGACGGGGUGCCAAUUGCAGCUAGCAUCAGUACAGAUGGUACUACUGAUGAUCAGAUCCUGUUUCUAAGGGGAGACACAGUGGGGGAUCUAACCUGUGCUGUCACAAACUCUGUCAGCAGGAAAGAGACCUCAGCCCCUCUUGUGGAACCCUGCGCAGGUUUGGAGACGUUCUGUGAUAUUUCAAAGAAGGUGACGUGUUAUGGGAUCCUGGGAGAACCUCUGUAUCUGCAGAUGAACUGCUCCUUUGCAUGUGAAAUCACAUUUUAUAAAGAAAAGAAAGUUCUGCUUAGAUACAAAAAUUCUAAGAUGUCAAUCAACCCUGGGAUGCUCUCUCCAUCAGCCGAUCAAAGGUGGAACUUCAGAGAAGAUAGCAAGACUAUGAUCAUAAAUUAUACAGACAGUAGUGAUUCAGGAGUAUACAAGGUAGAGAUACACGAUGAAAAUGGCAAACUACUGGACAGUCACACACCCAGUGUGAUUAUUGAAGCUCCGGUGGCCUCUGUGUCUCUAACCUUCACGUGCCAUAGAGGAGAGAGAAAGGCAAUCUGUACUUCCAAAGGAGACUCUCUGCAGUACAGCUGGUCUCUGGACGGGGUGCCAAUUGCAGCUAACAUCAGUACAGAUGGUACUACUGAUGAUCAGAUCCUGUUUCUAAGGGGAGACACAGUGGGGGAUCUAACCUGUGCUGUCACAAACUCUGUCAGCAGGAAAGAGACCUCAGCCCCUCUCGUGGAACCCUGCGCAGGCUUGGAGACGUUCUGUGAUAUUUCAAAGAAGGUGACGUGUUAUGGGAUCCUGGGAGAACCUCUGCAUCUGCAGAUGAACUGCUCCUUUGCAUGUGAAAUCACAUUUUAUAAAGAAAAAAAAGUUCUGCUUACAUACAAAAAUUCUAAGAUGUCAUUCAACCCUGGGAUGCUCUCUCCAUCAGCCGAUCAAAGGUGGAACUUCAGAGAAGAUAGCAAGUCUAUGAUCAUAAAUUAUACAGACAGUAGUGAUUCAGGAGUAUACAGGGUAGAGAUACACGAUGAAAAUGGCAAACUGCACAGUCACACACCCAGAGUGAUUAUUGAAGCUCCGGUGGCCUCUGUGUCUCUAACCUUCAUGUGCCAUAGAGGAGAGAGAAAGGCAAUCUGUACUUCCAAAGGAGACUCUCUGCAGUACAGCUGGUCUCUGGACGGGGUGUUAAUAAACCAGACCACAGACGAUGACCAUACCAUCAUACUGAGAGAGCAAGAGGAGAGGAAUCUCACCUGCACUGUCACCAACCACGUCAGCAGAGGAGACGUCACCCAGCUGUCCAGUCCAUGCCUCGGUUUGUCCUUUUGGUGCGUGUGGGUCGCUCAGAUCAUUAUACUCCUGUCACUGAACAUUGCAACAUGCUGUUUCUACAGGAGAAAAUCAGGCAAGAAAAUAACUUUAAUCAACCUGAUCUUCAUCUGAUGUAAAUGGAUGUGUAUGUAAAUGGAUUUGUCGCUUAAAAUAGUCUAAGCACACGUAUUAAGGAAAACCAUUUUUUCACAUAGACCUCUGUGUCUCAAUGUCAUUGAGU
This is a messenger RNA of Sardina pilchardus (European sardine), 2077 nucleotides long. RefSeq lists its product as uncharacterized. Lineage: Eukaryota; Metazoa; Chordata; Actinopteri; Clupeiformes; Clupeidae. The transcript is spliced from 8 exons. The record is from RefSeq and is a predicted model, not a curated record. The coding region runs from base 94 to 1968 and encodes 624 amino acids.